Jatropha curcas is the source of this 341-nucleotide messenger RNA. Lineage: Eukaryota; Viridiplantae; Streptophyta; Magnoliopsida; Malpighiales; Euphorbiaceae. The record is from RefSeq and is a predicted model, not a curated record.
AGGUUCUUUUUCCUGGUUUAAUUGGAGAAAUUUCUGGGCAACCAUAGAAGAUGGGAGGAAGAACAUUCAGUGGUGGUGGAGGCAGAGGCAAAAGUGGACAAAAACUGACAAUACUUGAUUCCUUGACAUAUGUCAUAACCGUGAAGGAGACAUUUCAAGAUAAAAGGGAAAAAUAUGAUGAAUUUCUUGAGAUCAUGAAAGAUUUCAGAACUGACAGAAUUGACAUUAUUGGUGUCAUAGCAAGGGUGAAGAAGUUAUUUAAAGGGCAUGAUGACCUAAUUUUAGGAUUCAAUACUUUCCUGCAUUAUUGGUGUCAUAGCAAGGGUGAAGAAGUUAUUUAA